Messenger RNA from Gloeophyllum trabeum ATCC 11539, 2520 nucleotides. RefSeq names its product DEAD-domain-containing protein. Gene Ontology annotation, biological process: ribosome biogenesis. The record is from RefSeq and is a predicted model, not a curated record. Gene Ontology annotation, cellular component: nucleus. Lineage: Eukaryota; Fungi; Basidiomycota; Agaricomycetes; Gloeophyllales; Gloeophyllaceae. Gene Ontology annotation, molecular function: ATP binding; nucleic acid binding; RNA helicase activity. The coding region runs from base 1 to 2520 and encodes 839 amino acids. The transcript has 3 exons.
AUGGACGACGACCUCGUGCUUAAUCUUGCAGUCGACGACGGAGCAACGGGCAGGUCGAAAUCUGCGGUAAAGAAGGGUGGAAGAUGGACGGAUAGGUUAAAAGCGAAACGAGGCGCAAAACGGAAAGCUAGACCGGACGAAAAGACGCAAGGACAGCCCAGGACUGCUGCCGACGACGGGCGGCCACCUCCAGCAAAGAAAGCGCGAAAAGAGCCUGCACCGAACCGAGACGCUGCCCCCGCAAAGGCGGACCAGUCAAAGUCCGCUCCUCGACAACAAACCCAGUUCAUAUCCUCGCUGUUCACCUCAAACCCAAAAGUCCAAGUCCCCAAAGCCGAGCAUGCAUCGAAAGGCCCCUCACAGCCUAGCAACGCGCCCCUCGACUCCUCCACCUUCUCCGGCCUCGGCCUCGACCCCCUCAUCGUCGCGCACCUCACCGGCAAGCUCAAAAUCUCCAGGCCCACCUCCAUCCAAAAAGCCGCGCUCCCUGCGCUGCUCGGCACCGCGAACCCGAGCACGCUCGCGCGCGACGUCUUCAUCCAGGCGCAGACCGGCUCCGGCAAGACGCUCGCCUUCCUCCUGCCCAUCAUCCAGGACCUCCUCCCGCUCAGCGCGCUCUCGUGGAUCGACCGCUCCGUCGGCACGCUUGCGGUCAUCAUCGCCCCCACGCGUGAGCUCGCGAAGCAGAUCUCGGACGUCCUUGAAACCCUCUUGAAACUGCGGCUUCGCGCAGAAGACGAGGGCGAGGACUCCUCGUCGGUGCGCAUGACCCGCUGGCUCGUAUCUGGUCUGCUUACGGGCGGGAGCACCCGCGCGCACGAGAAGGCGCGCCUGCGCAAGGGCGUGCCGAUCCUCGUCUCGACUCCUGGUCGACUGCUCGACCACUUGCAGAACACCUCUUCCUUCAAUGUCGGUAAAUGCAGAUGGCUCGUUCUCGACGAAGCUGACCGGCUUAUGGAACUCGGAUUCGAAGAGACCAUCAAGGGCAUCGUUAAAGGACUGGACGGCCGGAGGGGGCUCGCCUUGCAGGCGGUCCAGGAAGGCAAGAGCCUGGAGGCGGGAGGAUGGGACUGGGAGCGGCGCAGACGGACAGUUCUGUGUUCCGCGACCAUUCGGGAGGACGUGCAAAAGCUCGCCGGCACGACGCUCGCCAACCCACUCGUUGUCAAACCCACGGAAUCCGACCUGCCCGCGGAGGAACAGCUCCACGCGAGCCUGGACGGUAUAGUGUCUAAGAGUGCCGAGAAGUUCACCCCGCCUUCGCAGCUGUCUCAGAAAUACGUCGUCGUCCCGCUGAAGUUACGCCUGGUCACGCUGAUCGCGCUGUUGCGCCAACUGCUCAGCCAAGCUCAGAAAUCCCGGCAGUGCAAAAUCAUCGUGUUCCUCAGUUGCACGGACUCGGUCGAUUUUCACUGGAGACUCUUGGGCGAUGCCGCCAUGGACGAGGAAGAAGACCCCAAACCGUCAUCUGACGAUGACUCGGACAAGGAGGAUGACAACGAAGUGAAAGACGAGACUAAUCCUCACCCCAAACGAGCCACCGGCGGCAUCGAAGCCCGCUCCUCCCUCCUCCCCGACACCGCCAUCUUCCGCCUGCACGGCUCCCUCCCGCUGCCCACGCGCCAAGCCUCCGUGCGCGCCUUCUCCGCCAUCAAGCCGUCCAAAUCCGAUGUUACCAACAAGAAGCCGCACGCGCCGUUCUCGGUGCUGCUCUGCACGUCCGUCGCGUCGCGCGGGCUCGACCUCCCGCUCGUGCGCGCGGUCGUGCAGUACGACCUGCCGACCGAGGGCGGCGCGACCGAGUACGUGCACCGUGUCGGCCGCACGGCGCGCGCGGGCAAGGGUGGGGAGGCGUGGAGCUUUGUCGCGCCGAGCGAGGUGGAGUGGGUAAAGUGGGUCGAGGGGAAGAUGCGCGGGGACCAGGUGUCCUCGGAAGGGGAGAAGGAUGCGGUGGGGUUGGAGGGGGUGGAGGUGGACGAGGUGUUGAAGAAGGGGUAUGGGGGGAAGGGGCGCGAGUAUGAGGCGCGGGCUACGGAGGUUCAGUUGGUGUUUGAACGAUGGGUGUUGCGUCGUAAAGAGAACGUCGAACUGGCUCGCAGAGCCUUCCUCUCCCAUAUGCGAGCUUACGCAACCCAUCCUUCGGACGAGAAGCAUAUCUUCCACAUCCGCCACCUACACAUUGGUCAUCUUGCAAAAUCGUUCGCCUUGCGGGAAGCCCCCAGCUCUGUCUCCGGCAAGAAGACAUCCAGCAAGUCCGCCAAGUCCAAGUCCAAGGGCAAAGGCGCGGCUCACAACAGCCCUCAUACCUCGAAGAGUCGCGCGGGCAAGGGCAGACCGCUGCCGGAUUCAAGUGACGAGAGUGACGAUGAGCCUGCUGCCGAGAGACGCAUGCGGGAGGCUGUCAGAGCACAGGGCCGGCUAAGUAAGAAGAAGGGUAUGCUUAUGAGCUCCGGUAUAUCCGAAUUCCAAGUCACUACCGGUUAUGAUCUUGAGAAAUUGGUACAGGGAGCCCCGUCAUGA